AUGCUCAACGCAACCGACUUCAGAAGAUUCAAAUCCGACGUCCAGCAACAUCUGCAGCUGGAAGCUCAAAGGAAACAGCAGCACGAGGACCAUGUUGAGGAAAUCGAUUCAACAUUCCAUCACCUUAAUCAACAUCCUUCGGCAACGUUGCUCAGCAAUCGAAAUCUCAAGGGAAGUGCUAAUGAACUCCGGGUGGCUUGUGCUCUUGGCUCCAGGACUUCAAACCGCUUGUUGGAAUCAAGCUGCCAAAUCAUGGAGGCCUUUCAUGAUAGCUUGCUCCGCCGAACCAUUGCGAUCAAUCUGGAGUACGAAUUGAAAAGGCAGCUAUUUCCAACCCUAGCAGACUCAUCACCCCAACGAUCCCAAUCCAGUUUUAUGAGUGUCAGAGAAGCGAAGAAGGAAGACCCUGAGCGCGCCAAACGUAUCUUGAAGGGAUGGUUCACCUCACGACAAGACGAGCAUCAAUUCUGGGCUGCGAUGCACAUUCUCAAGAGUGUUUCUUCGUCAGUCCACCCUACGAACACCAUCAAAGGGGACCCCAUGAACGUCUCAACCACCUGCACUCUUUUGGAGCAAGACUUUCUCCCGGCCACAACUUUGCGUGACCAGGGCAGAUCACUCAAAUGGGACCGCAAGAAGAAACAGCUGAUCCGCCGAUUGGUGACCAAGCUUGGACAAGCAAGUCCAAGUGAUGGUAACACGACAUUUCUCCAUAGUCGAAGUUAG
Puccinia graminis f. sp. tritici CRL 75-36-700-3 is the source of this 726-nucleotide messenger RNA. RefSeq lists its product as uncharacterized. The record is from RefSeq and is a predicted model, not a curated record. NCBI's taxonomy places the organism in Eukaryota, Fungi, Basidiomycota, Pucciniomycetes, Pucciniales, Pucciniaceae. Bases 1 to 726 code for a protein of 241 amino acids. The transcript has 2 exons.